Messenger RNA from Linum trigynum, 1386 nucleotides. The record is from the annotation of a GenBank genome assembly. NCBI's taxonomy places the organism in Eukaryota, Viridiplantae, Streptophyta, Magnoliopsida, Malpighiales, Linaceae.
AUGGCGAUGGAGGCUAAUAAUAAGUCAUUCACAUGGAAGAUCUCGCCUCCGUCGAAGUCGGGAUUAGGAAUGCGCAAGUCUGAAACGUUUCUUGCCGGCGGCUGCCAAUGGGUCAUUGUGGCUUAUAUACGCGAAGAUCCCUUGGUUAGAGAUGAUUGGGUCAUCUCUUUAUUUCUGCGUUGCUGUUCCGACAUGGGACCAAAACUAUAUGAUGAUGGUGGUCGUCGGGACAGAUUUGCCAAAUACGUGUUCACUGUUUUCACCCCGGGAGGAGUUGCAAACAACUCCUUAAACCUAAUAGGAGAGGGCAAACGGCAUUUCACUGGACCAGCAACACCGGAUUCUGGUUAUGACACUGAUUAUGACGACCAGGAGCAAGACUCCUCGUGGGAUGCUGACACUCAUCAGGACGAAGAAACAUCAUCGGAUUCUGAUUACUACAACCAGGAAGGAGACUCCUUCUCGUUGUCGUCGGGUGCUGACACUGAUCAGGAAGAAGACGCAUUAGAUGAUGAUGAUGAUGAUGAUGAUGCUACUGCUGAUGAGUCUGAUCAUAUUGAGCCUGAUGACCAACCCAACGGAGCCUCGAUCGAGAAAUUGGCAAAUCAUGAGUGCCUCUCAGGACAGACACUUGCAGCAGCUCGGGAGGCAUAUGGACGGGUUCAGACUACCCAACUGUCAACUCACCAGGUUGGUUGCCUGUACCCCGACCCUCUGUCGUCCAAGUCAGGAUUGAGCUCAAGCAACCUGAUAGCAGAGCUAUCGACAAUGCUCACCCUGAAUACCAAAUCCCUUGCAUCAGGCAAUGGCUCUACCUUACUACUGCAACAGCAGAAAGAAACAUUGGCUAGAUACCUGAACAUGCCACUUGAAGCCAUCCACAAAACGGAUUCGUUUGACAAUGUCGAGCUGCUUGCUAAGCUGAUUGCUGAUCACCCGUCCGCUGAGGUUGAUAAGGAGAUUCUGAAGGGUUUAUUGUCAGAGCUAAAAGCGGGGAUCCCCAGCACCAUGUCCAUAAUCGAAUCUUCCCGUGUCACUGAAGCUUCCAUGGGGUGGAUGGAGGAGGAUCUGGAGGCGAGGCUGUUUCACAGGCACAGGCAACUUGGAUGCUUGAAGGUCGAAGUUUCGAGACUUGAGGAGGAAGAAAAGAAGCUGGAGGGUGAUAUUCAGCAGCUGAUUGCUCGUAAGGCCAGAGUUGGGGUUCAGAAGAAAUCAACGGCUGAUGAGUUGGAGAAAGCCAGCCUGGAGGCAACCAAGGAAAUGGAGGAAAUGAAGGAGACAAGUAGCAAAAGGAAGCGGGCUUGCGUGGACAAGCUGGCUGCCGAGGAUGAGCUGUGUCGGCUCAAAAGAAGUUGGAAAGCUUUGAAGCAGACGUUGAAGCUGUGA